GCGGUGCGGCGCAGCGUACGGGUCAGGCGGUGCGCGCGGCGGCCCCGGGUGGUUGGGGUCCUGCGCUGCGGCGGCGGGCGGGCGGAUCGGUGUCUCCUUCACUUCGCCCUCCAGUGCCAGCGGCUGCAGCAGCGCGGCCCGACACGCCUGCGCCCGGCCUCGCUCCGCACGGCCCCGGCCCCGCUGCGCUCCGCACGGCCCCGCUGCCCAGGUGCCGAGCCGGCCCCAACGGAGCGGGGGAGCUCCAAUGGCGAUUCCUCCAUCAUACGUAGACCUUGGCAAAUCUGCCAGAGAUAUCUUCAAUAAAGGAUAUGGUUUUGGGUUGGUGAAACUGGAUGUGAAAACAAAAUCUGCCAGCGGAGUGGAAUUUACAACAUCGGGUUCAUCAAACACAGACACUGGAAAAGUGAAUGGGAGCUUGGAGACCAAAUACAAGUGGGCUGAGUAUGGGCUGACUUUCACAGAAAAAUGGAACACAGAUAACACUCUGGGAACAGAAAUUGCAAUUGAAGAUCAGAUUGCCAAAGGCUUGAAGUUGACAUUUGAUACAACUUUCUCACCAAAUACAGGAAAGAAAAGUGGUAAAAUUAAGUCAGCUUAUAAACGCGAAUGCCUAAACCUAGGUUGCGAUGUUGACUUCGAUUUUGCUGGACCUGCAAUCCAUGGUUCAGCUGUCUUCGGUUAUGAAGGCUGGCUUGCUGGUUAUCAGAUGACUUUUGAUAGUGCCAAAUCAAAAUUGACAAGAAAUAACUUCUCUGUGGGUUACAAGACUGGAGACUUCCAACUGCACACUAAUGUCAAUGAUGGUUCAGAAUUUGGUGGGUCAAUUUACCAGAAAGUGAGCGACAAUCUUGAAACUGCUGUAAACCUGGCUUGGACAGCAGGGAGCAACAGCACUCGCUUUGGCAUUGCGGCUAAAUACAAGUUGGAUUCCACUGCUUCUAUCUCUGCAAAAGUGAACAAUUCUAGUCUAGUUGGAGUGGGCUACACCCAGACCCUGAGGCCAGGCGUGAAGCUUACACUGUCUGCCCUGAUAGAUGGAAAGAGCAUCAAUGCUGGUGGCCAUAAACUUGGUCUUGGCCUGGAAUUGGAGGCUUAAAAAGGUGAAGAAACUGCUGCAGAGAAGGGAUAUCAGAAGAAUUUGGCCUUAAAAUGUAUUUCCAAUGUGACCAGCAGGCUUUUUUUUUCCAAGAAGGAUGACCUAGAACAAGAGCUGUAUUUGAAGUAUUUAGACAGUUACUUGUUAGCUGGUUUCUAGUUAAAUUGGUUACCCAUCUAGUUAAAAUUCUGCAUUAGUGCAGUCACUUAAACAUUAUUUAAAUGUAUUUAACUGUUUAAUGCGCUACCCACAAUAAUGAAAUAGACAUUUAUGAAAACUGUACAAUUGUGUGCAUGUUCGUUUUUAUGUUCCUUUUAACAUUCGAUAUUGCCAUUGAAUGAAAAAUGGAUCAGUGGAUGUUUUGAAAUGAGGUCAAUGAUUUUGUUAAAUCACCUGAAGUAGAAAUACAUUUGGUAUCCCAGGACAAAUUACGAAUAAAACAAGUACACACACAUACUUGUGCCUCAGAUAUUUUAAGAGUUAAGAUAUGAGGGUAGUGCUCAGUUAAGUUGUAACUUUUAACUUAAAAUAAUCCAAGAAGUAGUGCUCUAUACUUUGUGCAAUUAAGGAUCCCCACCCGUGACAACACUGAAUAUAGACGGCUUUCACCAAACAGUUGGAUUCCUCAAGCAAGCUGAAUGUGCUUUUCUGUCAGGUAAGAUUUGUUGUGACACAACGGUCUAACUCCCCGUGUUCCACGGGCAAGAUUUACGGCAUUACUAGUUGGCCUCUAGAUGCAAAGAGUGCAGAAUGAUGUACCAGGCACACCGAGACGUUUAAGAACUGCUCCUUGGUGCUUUUGCUCAAGGGGUGAAAAACCUCGCCACAAACACACCUUUUGCUUAUAUUUGUAUGAAGUGAGACGUGUAUCUGCAACUGAAUGUAACAGUGUAACGGUAUACUGGCCUGCUUAUCCCAACUGCUGUGAGAGGUUUCUGCUUAAAAUGACUGAAAUAAAGGCUUAAUUUUCAAUGGA
Molecule: messenger RNA, 2075 nt
Organism: Phalacrocorax carbo (great cormorant)
Lineage: Eukaryota; Metazoa; Chordata; Aves; Suliformes; Phalacrocoracidae
Source: RefSeq, a predicted model, not a curated record